CGCUGGGAGGGGGACCCCGUCACUUCAGCACCCCAGCGGUGGAGGUCACAACUCCUGCGUCCUCCAGAGAUGCUGGGGCACCAACAUCCCCCAGGGAUGCUGCGUUCCCCAGCACCGGGAGCAGGGAGGCUGAGCCCCGGCUGCCGUCGAAUCUGGGAGGGGGAUCUGAAAGCACUGGCUGCAAGGCUGGCGAGCACGGAGGCAUCCGGCACAGGCUGCCGAAGCCGCGGCGGAGGAUGCUUCAUCUCAGCCCCUCACCUGCAGCCGCUCUGCUCAACGAGGUUUCCUAAACAGAUUUCGCAUCUUUCUUAUAAACAUGAACCACUCAGAUUGGUCUAAUGAAGAUGAAAGAGCCUUUAAAGUGGGAAUCAUAGCUCCGGUUUGGGCCAUAAAGUAUCUCAGAAUAGCUCUCCGUCAUGGGAAAAUAUUGCAGAUCGGGGGAUCUGUCAGGGAGGAUGGAGGCAGCUGACGCAGUUGUGGGCGCUGCGGCAAGAUGGCUCGGAGAUGGAUUUGGGGAGGACGGGUCCGGAGAAGGUGUGAACCAAACUGAAAUGCUAGAGGCUAUUUCUUGAACCUCUGCUGCUUUGCCUCUUUAGUAAUCCACUCUGGAGGGUUUCAUGCAGUCCCGGAGUACCCGGGUGAAUCUGUUGCACCCCAAUAUCCUUUGGCAAGGAGGUGCACACGUCUGCAGCCCGCUGAAGGACAACCCACCUCCUUUUUGUUUGUUCUCAGCCUCUUCCCCGGCUGUUGGAAAGAGAGGAGGAUCUCCAGAGAUCUCUCCAGGAUGGAUCAUCUCCACCCUGAGGCAGAUGUCUGGAUGAAGUCGCUUAAGCACACGCUAGGUCCCUCCAGCCCCAGUGUCCUGCUUAUGGGCUGCUCUCCCCGCGAGGAUGCCUUUGGGGUGACUCCUUUCCCUACAGAAUACCAUGUUGGGUAAAAUAGAAGCAAAUGUUUUGCCCACCCAAGGCGAGACCAUAUCUGGUCCCUGCUGGUAAGAUCGCAGGCAAACCUCCGUGUGUGGCUUUGCCGUGUCCUGCAGUUUGUCUUAUAAGCAUGCAAAUCAACAACUGUGCUUCAUACGGGCUGGCGGGAGGGAUGCUCAUAACCCAUGUCUAGCUCUUGCUUGAGCCCAAACCCAACAAAAAUCACUGUUAGGUGCUCCGGGAGGAUGGUUCAGCCUUCAAGGGCCACCUUGUCAUUACAUGCUGGAGAUGGAAAAAUGCCGAUGCAGAUGUGUUUCUCCACUUGGGUAAGCCCAGAGCUGGAAAAAAAGACCUUAAAAUCUUAGAAUCAUCCCCUGAUCCUGAUGCCAUCCCCCUGGGAUGCUUGUGGAGAGCAGCCAGCGGAGGUGAUGAGCAAGGUCAGAGCCAAAUCUGCCUCAAGCACAUUGGACAUUGGGUGUAAAAGGCCAUGCAAACCCUGGUAAACCAGCUCUGACCACUGUCCUGCUGCUGUUAAACCUCCCGCACGGGGCCUGGUGUGGUUUUGGGAUGUGGUUUUACCCCAAACCACCCCAGGGCAGAGUCAGGAGUUAGCAAAACCACGGCCGUCCGCAGGGGAGGUUUGCACAUCGCCUCCCUCUUUUGGGUGGAAGAAGAGAAUUGAGCCCUCCAGGCACGAGCCAGCUGUCUGGGGGGGCUGGAAACCUGGCACCAGAUGAGUUUCCCCAUCUCUCCAACCCCCUCGGAUCCCCCAUCACCCCCAGCCCCUUUCCAGGCUUGCCCCGAGGUGCUAUCCUGCACUGAACACGUUGCAGAGGAUGGAGCAUCCCUCUAGCUCGCCCGUGCAAGACUGGGCCAAGGUGCAUGAAGGACCCUCCUGGAGGCCACCACUGCUCUUACACAUCAAGUGGCCAAGGCCAAACCUAUAGAAAACAUGAGUCCCGCCGGGCUUCGGGCUGCUGUGCAAUAGGGGAAGUGUCCGCGGCCCAAAGCUGGUCCACCUCGAGUGGAGCGGAGAGGCUGGGGUUUGAUGGGCGCAGAAAGGGAGCAGUGAGCCUGGCCGAGCCACGUAAACAGGUCCAUGCUCUGGAAAAGCCACCCCCAAGCUGGAAGUUUCUCUCCCGCUGCUUUUAAACCCAGAACUGGUCGCUGGAGGACUCCCUGGCACAUCAGGCAGAGAUCCCCGCUGCCUGCGUUCGCCCUGCCCGGGGUGAGAAGCCACUGCUGUCCUGAGAGCUUUGCUUUUAACUAAAUCCCCUUUUAUCCCGUAGAAAGACAACCCCAAAUCCUCAGCACCCAUCAGAGCACUAAGCCCUCCCACGCCUGAGCCCAAGGAGUGACGGAUGCUCCUGUCCGGCGUGCCGGUAAUAAACAACCCAUGCCAAAUCCACCGCCGUCGGUGCCGGCUGGUACCCGGUGAAGGACUUUCCAUCCAAUCCCCCCCCGACUCCAGCUCCAAAGCUGCAAACGCAAUUAGCAGCAUCGCCUGGAAAACUUUGCUGGCUGCGGUUCACCGAGAGAUGCUAAUCCCUCCAUCCGCCGCGGAGUCAGAUCCGGCGAACGCCCGUCGCUUGCUCAUCUUUUGUUCGGUACCCGGAAUGGUCCCUCUCGUCCCCCCCCUCACCCCUCCUUCCCUCCAGCAGAUGCAGCAGAUACGGUCGCCGGGGGGGGGAUAUAAAAAGCCGCCGGGACCAGCGGCCGAGCGGCAGACGCUCGCCGGGAGCGUGCGGGAGAGGGGGACGGAGGGUGUGCGGUGGCAGCGGUCGGGCUCCCACCCCGACCACAGGUCCUGCACGGUUUCUGGGCCCGCAGCCCCUCGCAUCCCUCGUGCGAGCCCAGCCUCGUACCCCCGGCCAGGAUGCCGAGCGCGGUGUGGAGCAUCCUGCCCGUGGUGCUGGGGCUCCUGCUCUGGCACCCUGCCGGCGCCAGCGGCCCGUGCUGGGAGAGCAGCAAGUGCCAGGACCUCACCAGCGAGGCCAGCAUUUUGGCGUGUGCCGUGGCGUGCAGAGCCGACCUGUCGGCCGAGGCACCCGUCUACCCGGGGAACGGGCACCUCCAGCCCCUCUCCGAGAGCAUCCGCAAGUACGUCAUGAGCCAUUUUCGCUGGAACAAGUUCGGCCGGAGGAACAGCAGCAGCGGCGGCGGCGGGGGGCACAAACGGGAGGAGACGGCGGGGGGCAACCCACCGCCGGCAUCGCUGCCCGCCGUCCCGCCGUCCCGCCGCGAGGAGGAGGAGGGAACGGGGCUGGAGCGGGAGGAAGGCAAACGCUCCUACUCCAUGGAGCACUUUCGCUGGGGAAAGCCGGUGGGACGCAAGAGGAGACCCAUCAAGGUCUAUCCCAACGGGGUGGAGGAAGAGUCGGCCGAGAGCUACCCCUUGGAGUUCAGGCGGGAGCUGGCGCUCGGCGGCACCGGGGCACCGUCCGAGGAGGAAGAGGAGGAGGAGGAGGAGGAAGGCCAGGAGGAGGAGAAGGCGGCCGGCGGCUCCUACCGCACGCGCCGUUUCGGCUGGCACGCGCCCUUGAAGGACAAGCGCUACGGGGGCUUCAUGACCUCGGAGCACAACCAGACCCCUCUAGUGACUCUCUUCAAAAAUGCCAUCAUCAAAAGCGCCUACAAGAAGGGGCAGUGAUGGGGGAGAGCCCGAGGGGCAUCCCACCCCCUCCACCAGCCCUCCCCGUAGCUUUAGUGUCCCGCUGGCAUGUGUUUCACUUAGAGAUCACUCGUUAUGUCGUUCUUAAUCAGUACUCCGAACGGGUCCGCUCCCGGGUUUCUCUGGGUGGGAAGAGGUUAGGGAUAAAGACAUCAACCGCUUUGCCGCACCCACUGGACACGCACGGGGAGCGGGGAUGAUGCCCAGUUUGGAGCACGCUGGAUGAUUUUCAUAUUUUCACUGAGCUGUACAAUACUGUAAAUGAUAGAUUAAAAGAAUUCUAAAAAAGAAAAUAACAAUACAUUUUUUU
Messenger RNA from Aquila chrysaetos chrysaetos, 3904 nucleotides. It is a transcript of the gene POMC, whose product is annotated as proopiomelanocortin. The record is from RefSeq and is a predicted model, not a curated record. Gene Ontology annotation, molecular function: hormone activity. The coding region runs from base 2800 to 3573 and encodes 257 amino acids. NCBI's taxonomy places the organism in Eukaryota, Metazoa, Chordata, Aves, Accipitriformes, Accipitridae. Gene Ontology annotation, cellular component: extracellular region. The transcript has 3 exons.